Molecule: messenger RNA, 1293 nt
Organism: Phascolarctos cinereus (koala)
Lineage: Eukaryota; Metazoa; Chordata; Mammalia; Diprotodontia; Phascolarctidae
Gene: CCS
Product: copper chaperone for superoxide dismutase
Biological process (GO): superoxide metabolic process
Molecular function (GO): copper ion binding
Source: RefSeq, a predicted model, not a curated record
CCGGUGGACACGUAAAAGGGGCCAAAGGUCUCACGGUCCCGCCCUACCCGUCGGCUUCCAGCGCCACUGGGAGAGUCGUACUGCCUUUGGAAGGUUGAAUAUGGCUUCUGCUGUAGAUGUGGCUGCGCCUGCGCAGGCCGGGGACAGCAAGACAGCGUGCACGCUGGAGUUUACUGUGCAAAUGAGCUGCCAGAGCUGCGUGGACAAGGUGCAGACAUCGUUGCGUGGCAUGGCAGGUGUCCAGGGAGUGGAGGUGCACCUGGAGAACCAGAGUGUCCUGGUGACCACCACCUUGCCCAGCCAGGAGGUGCAGAGCAUCCUGGAGAGCACGGGGCGCCAGGCGGUCAAGGGCAUGGGCAGCCACGAGCUUCAGAACUUGGGAGCGGCCGUGGCCAUCUUGGGGCAGCCCGGGGCCGUACAGGGAGUCGUGCGCUUCCUACAAGUGUCCCCUCAGUGCUGCCUCAUCGAGGGGACAAUCGAUGGCCUGGAGCCUGGACCCCAUGGCCUCCAUGUCCAUCAGUAUGGAGACUUGACCCAAAACUGCGCCAGCUGUGGAGACCACUUCAACCCUGAAGGAAUGCCCCAUGGAGGCCCCAAGGACACCCACCGGCACCUGGGAGAUCUGGGGAACGUCCAUGCCAACGGUGUUGGAAGAGCGACCUUCAGGAUAGAGGACGAGCGGCUCAAGGUGUGGGACGUCAUUGGCCGAAGCCUGGUUGUUGAUGCAGAUGAAGAUGACCUGGGGCAGGGAGGACACCCACUCUCCAAAGUCACCGGGAACUCUGGAGAGAGGCUAGCCUGUGGCAUCAUCGCUCGCUCUGCAGGCCUCUUCCAGAACCCCAAGCAGAUCUGUUCCUGUGACGGCCUCACCAUCUGGGAAGAGCGGGGCCGGCCCCUCGCUGGGAAGGGGGCGAAGGAACCUGCCCCAAACCCUGCUCACCUUUGACCUGCUGGGAUGGCUCAGGCCCUCUCACAGUUCUCCCUAAGAGGCUCCAAUGAUGUCUCACUGUCUAAUCAAGUUGAAUCAGAAUGCCUCCCCUCCCCUCUGGGACCAGCACCGAGCAGGCCGCGAUGCUCCUGAGUGACUGCUUCUCCUCUGCUGCUUUCUCUUCAAAUUAAAGUUUUAUUUUCCUAUCAAGCUCCACACUUACCAGUGCUCUUCACCGCAUCCUCCCCCUAGCGGAGGAAGGGUAGCCAGGGUCUAGCUUCUUUCCUGUUUCCCAAUUGAUAUAAGGUCAACUUAAUCAGUAGCUUUUGUUUUUCAAACACCUAAUAAACAAAGGUUUGUUAGAA